Molecule: messenger RNA, 1915 nt
Organism: Pelobates cultripes (western spadefoot toad)
Lineage: Eukaryota; Metazoa; Chordata; Amphibia; Anura; Pelobatidae
Source: the annotation of a GenBank genome assembly
AUGGAUCUAGCAGUUACGGUCUUUCAGGAACAAUCUGGCCAACCGGGACACCCCAAUAGGCAGGCCACGGUAUCCAAGGUUGAGCAAUGCAGCCAUGUUUAUAAGUUGUUUUUUUCUUCCCUUCGACCAACAGCUGUGCAAGGUAUGGAGGGUGUGGAUUAUCCAAGUUGUAUUUUCAUUUAUAAGAAAUUAGUUUCAUGAAUAACCCUGCCAAGGUCCUGGUCAUUGUUUCAUUUAUACCAAGUACCAGCCUGUACAAACAUAAAAUGAUAAAAUAAUGCAUUCAUUGCAUUUAAGAGUAAAAAAAAAAACCCAAACAUUACAUAACUUCUUUUUUUCACAGCAGCGAGACCUGGUUACCAUGGCAACGCUCCGCGGGUCUCGCGAGAGUUAUUAGAAGAGAGAAGAGAGGAGAAGCUGUGUGCUGCCUGGGCCCCCUCUGUGCUAACAGGGAGCCGGGGGCCCGCGGCUGCACACAUAGAUAGCGAUAUUCGCUAUCUAUGUGUGCAGAGAAAGAAAGUGGGCCUCAGGACUGCCAGAGCAGUCCGGGCCCCAGGGACGUAUUAGCUGUGAGGCAAACAAGGCAUUUGCCUUGGGCGGCAUUUUUCAGGGGGCGGCAAAAAACGCUGCCCCCCAAAUGCCCAGGGCAAAUGCCUAGUUAGCCUCGCGGCUAACUGACAUGCUGGGCGCUGGGCGGCACUGGCUGAUGGUCAGGCGGGCGGCUGGCGAGGGAGCACUUCCUCUGAGCGAUCUGCUCAGUUCCCUCGCGCGCCGCAGAGUGAGGCUGGGAGCCGGAAUAUGACAUCAUCAACCCAGCUCCCAGCCUCACUCUGCGGGCGGCUCGCGAGGGAGCUGAGCAGAUCACUCAGAGGAUGUGCUCCCUCGCCAGCCGCCCGCCCAUCAGCCAACCCAUCAGCCUGACCGGCAGCCACUGGACCACCAGGGAGAAAGAGGAACCCCCCCCCAGCACUCCCAAAGGUCAGGAGGUCUGACUGUGUGUGUGUUUGUGUGUGACUGUGUGUCUGACUGUGUGUGUCUGACUGUGUGUGUGUGUGUGUGUGUCUCACUGUGUGUCUGACUGUGUGUGUGUGUUUGUGUCUGACUGUGUGUGUGUCUGACUGUGUGUGUUUGUUUGUGUCUGACUGUGUGUGUGUGUUUGUGUCUGUCUGUGUGUGUGUCUGACUGUGUAUGUGUGUGUGUCUGACUGUAUGUGUGUGUGUGUGUCUGACUGUGUGUGUGUGUUUGUGUCUGACUGUGUGUGUGUGUUUGUGUCUGACUGUGUGUGUGUGUGUGUGUGUGUGUCUGACUGUGUGUGUGUGUAUUUAGAAGGUGGGAUGGGGGGGAAGGGUUGGGUGGGGUGGGAGGGGGGUGCCUGAGUUUUGUCUUGCCUAGGGCAGCACAAAACCAGGAUACACCACUGCCGGUCCCCCCAGGGCCGCCGGGCCCGUGACAACCAUCAUGGUUGUCACCCCCUGAUGGCGGCCCUGCUCCCCUCUGGACCGUUGGGGCUCAUCCCGGUUCCUUCUGAAGCAGCUUCUAAAUUGCCUGACUACAGCGUUUUGUUCUAUUUUCUACAGGGGAUUGGUGGCUGAUGCCUAAGAUGACUACGGCCUCCUUGCUGGAGAAAUUGUCAAUACUGAGAAUACAACAUCCACAAUCAGCUUUGACAACAUUUGUGAAAGGUUUUUGGCUAAACUGUACAAGCGGGUCUCACAGCUACAGACCACCCAGUCUUCCGAGCAGGAUGGCAUUUAGGGGGAUUGCUACUCCUGGUCACUCACCUGAACUGCAGUCCACUUAUGGUUUACCUGUUGCCACUAGUCUCUUUACUCGGGACACUGUCAAAACCACAAACCGCAAUCAUCUCCACAGUUACUUUAUGCAAGGUCUAGCCCUGGAACAAGAUCGACUGUGA